Symbiodinium sp. CCMP2456 is the source of this 1026-nucleotide messenger RNA. Lineage: Eukaryota; Dinophyceae; Suessiales; Symbiodiniaceae. The record is from the annotation of a GenBank genome assembly.
AUGCAAGGCUUCAAAGUCAAAGUAAACCACGUCGACUGGGGCGAAGUCCGCGGCCGCGACGAGGCUGGCGAACUGGUCACCUCCAAUGGCCGGCCGUACAUGAACGUCUAUUUGGAACUGGCCAACCGCUCGGACAAGACGUUCCAGUUCAAAAGCUGGUAUGGCAACGAAUUCACCACGCAAAACGGCGCGAUUCGUACUGCCCAGCUUUCCGAUGACGACAAGAACAUGUACUAUCCCCUCAAGUUUGACGAUCUUGCCGACCUGAAAUGGUGGACCCCGAGCAAGACGUUCGAUCCGCUGGAGGAAGGGACCGAUUGCAUCGUGUUCGAUGUACCGGAAGAUUUCGACCCGAAUAAAGUCGAGAACUUGUACUUGGACCUGCCUGGCGAAGCGGUGCGCGUUCUCGGACGCAGCCGCUAUCCUGAGCUCGAAAAGCUGAACGUCGAGUGCGUUCAGGGCGAUCUUCGCGAGCGAGCGGAUGUUGAAAAAGCGGUCAAAGGCUGUGAAGUCGUCUAUCAUGUCGCCGCGCUGGCAGGUAUCUGGGGCCGCUGGAAAGAUUAUCACGGCAUCAACGUCCUCGGCACGCAGAACGUGAUUGAUGCCUGCUUGGCUUGGAACGUCGAACGUCUGGUUUACUGCAGCAGCCCCAGUGUGACGUUCAACGGAACCGAUCAAAAAGGUGUCGAUGAAUCGGCCGCGUAUCCCGAGACAUGGCUGGCUCACUAUCCCCAUUCCAAAGCGCUCGGAGAGCAAGCGGUCUUGGCGGCUCAUCGGCCUGGUGCCCUUGCUACAUGUGCGUUGAGGCCCCAUCUGAUUUGGGGACCACGCGAUCAGCACCUCAUUCCGCGAUUGAUCGAGCGCGCGAAGACAGGCAAGCUGCGUAUUGUCGGCGAUGGCAAAAAUCUGGUCGACAUGGUCUUUGUCGAGAAUGCCGCGGCGGCGCAUGUGCAAGCGGCGAGUGCACUUGCCAGCGAUCCGGAGAAAGCCGGCGGUAAGGCCUAUUUCAUCACGCAAGGGGCUCCC